Molecule: messenger RNA, 883 nt
Organism: Polypterus senegalus (gray bichir)
Lineage: Eukaryota; Metazoa; Chordata; Cladistia; Polypteriformes; Polypteridae
Gene: prdx6
Product: peroxiredoxin 6
Exons: 5
Coding region: 103-774 (223 amino acids)
Biological process (GO): cell redox homeostasis; cellular oxidant detoxification
Cellular component (GO): mitochondrion; cytosol
Molecular function (GO): peroxiredoxin activity
Source: RefSeq, a predicted model, not a curated record
ACGCCGAUGACGGUUUAGUUGCGCCCUGCCAAGCCGACGGCCUGCCUGCCUGCCAGCAGUCGCGUACUACGCCGGAGAGACACGAGUAGCUCAGUCGCCGACAUGCCAGGGAUUCUGCUCGGGGACGUCUUCCCCAAUUUCGAAGCCAACACUACGUUAGGAAAAAUCACGUUCCACGACUAUCUGGAUGAUUCGUGGGGUGUCCUGUUCUCGCACCCAAAAGACUACACCCCGGUGUGCACGACCGAACUGGGCCGUGCUGCCCGACUGGCCGGAGAGUUCCAGAAGCGCAAUGUCAAGAUGAUCGCACUCUCCAUCGACUCGGUGGAGGACCAUUUGGGCUGGAGCAAGGACAUUAACUCCUAUAAUGGAGAGCCGGCCAGCACCACUCUGCCCUUCCCGAUAAUUGCUGACGACAAGAGAGAACUGGCAAUCCAGCUAGGAAUGCUUGACCCUGAUGAGCGGGAUAAGGAUGGCAUCCCACUGACCGCUCGCUGCGUCUUCAUUGUUGGCCCGGAUAAGAGACUCAAGCUGUCCAUCCUCUAUCCCGCCACCACAGGCCGAAACUUCGACGAGAUCCUGCGGGUCAUCGAUUCACUGCAGCUGACGGCACAGAAGAGAGUGGCCACCCCGGUGGACUGGAAGCCUGGCGAUCGCUGCAUGGUCCUGCCGAACAUUCCCGAGGAGGAGGCCAAGGCGCUCUUCCCUGAUGGAGUUUUCACCAAAGACCUGCCCUCUGGCAAGAAGUACCUGCGUUACACGCCCCAGCCAUGAGCGAGCGUAUCGGGGACGAGGGGACACUGUGUGACAAUCACGGGGCUGGCCUGCCCUUGGCACUUUGCACUAAUUCAUCACUUGUCAAUAAAGCUAACUGUGAAGCCUG